CAUGGCAGGAGUUUGACACCCCUUGAAAGUGAGCAUCAAAAUGUCAAGAAUCGCGUGUUUGAUUUUAAGUUUAAGACUUUCAAAAGUCAAAAUAUGUACCAAGACUGGCUUUCCAUCUUUGAACGAGCUGUGAGAGUUUUUUAAUUCAAGAAAUAACUCGUGGCAAAACAGGAAAAGGGUGUCCGUGUUGAUCUAACAGCCCCAUCUGGUCUUCAAUGAAGUGUUAUUUUUUUAGGAACUCAGGAAGAAAAACAGACCCUGGCGGAGUGAUCGUCAACACCGCGGAAGGAUACCGUAAGCCGCAACGCGAACUGCUUAACAUCACAGCACCGCGGCCAGCGCCAUUUUGCCUGUCACAGGAACACAACCGUAGCAUUCCAGGACACCAAUCUUUUUGCCGAAAUGGCAGUGUGAAAGUGUGCAGCGACCUUGCAGCCUCCAACAAAACAGUGCAUCCAACCAGUGCACUGAGUCACUUCUAAUUCAGCGAAAAUGUCGUCCCACGUGGAAACCCUCAGCACUGCUGCACGCGACAGCAUAAAAGAGUUCGUCGGCCUCAGAGCACUGUCACGCACUCCAUUUGUGACCAACAACAGCCACUAUGACCACGAUGAUGACAAACUCACAGUUUGGCCUGGAAGACAUGGAGGCCCUACUAUGGGAGCCUUCCUCUCCCAUGGCUGACGCCAUGGGCUCAGUUGUUCUUCACUCCGACCUCGAGGACCAUCACAAAGGAGGAGGACCAGCCUCUGUGGAUGGAAUGGCAGCCCCGGUGUCACCUUUUAACUCUUCAUCUCCGUCUUCUUCCGCUUCUCCCCUGACGUUCUAUUCUCCUCCACACUCGCCCCCGGUUGUCCAGGGGAAAUCUGGGAUUUCAUCUGAGAUGCUCCCCUGGUUGGCUAACCCUGGUCAGUUAAGAGAUGCUGAGGUGGUCUCAGGCGAUAGAAAAGAUGACAUGUUUGGUGAUCUGGAGUGGAUGGCCGAAAGGGUGGAUCUGAGCGACUUUGACCUGGAUUCUCUGAUAGGUUCCUGCAGCCCACAUGAUGAGUCUCCAAGCGACCCGGAUGACUUCCUGGCCUCCCUUGAGCUCGACUCGCUCCCGGCUCUUUCAAGUCUCGGUUCUACUUUCCCGGCAGAUAUCCCCCCCGCCGCCGCCGCCGUCAUCACAACAGAACCGCUGUCCCACAGUGAUGUUCCCUUCCACGCCGCGUCCACUCCAGACCCUCAAGCGGAGAUUGAAAUUAAAUCCGAGCCAAGCUCCGCUGCCUCCCCGACUGCGUGUAGUCCAGAUCCUCAAGCGGAGUUUGAAAUAAAGUCCGAGUCGAGCUCAUCCGCCUCCCCUGCUUACACCCUGGACCUGGGCAGCGAAGUGGACGUCCCCAUGAGUGAGAUGAACCCAGCGGCGGUGGUUCCUCAGGUCCAGAGGGUUGUGAUCUCCCUUUCGCCUACCAGAAUCGUCCUCCUCCUAGCUCCUAAAGAUGACGCAGGGAACCCCGGCGCCGCAUCCACUCGGUGCGACGAUAAUAAUUCUCCUCCGCCGCGGUCCUCCAGAAACCGCCCAUACCCCGACCCCAAACGCAAAGAAAUCCCGCCUUUAUCCAAAACCAAGUCAUUCCCAAGUUCAUGUACAAACGAAAGAGUAGCAUCGAAGGCGCCAAAGAACAAGAAAGAGAAGAAGAUGGAGCAGAAUAAGACGGCAGCGACUCGGUACCGGCAGAAGAAGCGCGCCGAGCAGGACGCCCUCCUCACGGAGCACGGCGUGCUGGAGAGGAAGAACGUGGAGCUGAAAGAGAAGGCGGAGUCCAUGGCCAGAGAGAUCGAGUACCUCAAGGAGCUCAUGGAGGAAGUCCGUACGGCGAGGUUAAAGAGCGGCCCCUAGUGGUUGAGGACUGCGGAUGUAAAUGUAUUAUGGAGAGUUGGAGCCAUUUUCAGCUGGGCUUGUUUUCAUCUGAUGUAUUAUGUCAUUUGUGCACAUUAUAUCCCGGUUCUACUGACAGCGCACUUAAGUAUCAUUUAGAACAUUGCUAUCAUAAUUAGAAUAAUCAACACAAGCAAGCACAGCUCAAAAUAAACAUUUAUUGCAUGUUUGUACAUUUUUAUUUCAUGUUUUAACUGUGUACUAAUCAUGUAUAAGGUUUUAAUAAAUACUCCCAUUAUAUUUAA
This is a messenger RNA of Doryrhamphus excisus (bluestripe pipefish), 2163 nucleotides long. Lineage: Eukaryota; Metazoa; Chordata; Actinopteri; Syngnathiformes; Syngnathidae. The record is from RefSeq and is a predicted model, not a curated record.